Molecule: messenger RNA, 4201 nt
Organism: Actinia tenebrosa (Australian red waratah sea anemone)
Lineage: Eukaryota; Metazoa; Cnidaria; Anthozoa; Actiniaria; Actiniidae
Product: inactive serine/threonine-protein kinase ULK4
Biological process (GO): protein phosphorylation
Molecular function (GO): protein kinase activity; ATP binding
Source: RefSeq, a predicted model, not a curated record
UCAGUUUGUUGUCGUUACGAAGUUUGACAUUUUAAUAUAAAUUUUAACGAAAAAUAUGGCUCUUAAUUUUUUACUGAGUUCAAACUAAGAGACCAAGAAUCUACUAAUGGAAAACUACGUCCUUUACGAUGAGAUUGGCCGAGGCGAUUAUUCAGUUGUUUACAAAGGAAGGAAGAAAGGCACUGUAGAGUUUGUAGCCAUUCACUGUGUAGACAAAUCCAAACGGUUAGAGCUGAGAAAUGCCGUACGUAUUACUCAUGACUUAGAGCAUCCUAAAAUCGUAAAGUUCCACGAAUGGUAUGAAACUACUAACCACAUAUGGAUGGUUGUGGAGCUUUGCACUGGAUAUAGUUUAGACGCGAUAAUAUCACAAGACACAAACUUGCCCGAAGAAACGGUAAAACAGUUUGGAAGAGAAAUGCUCGAGGGCUUAUUUUAUCUUCAUUCUCUUGGAGUCUUAUACUGUGAUUUGAAACCGUCUAAGAUAUUGUUGGACGGACCUGGGCAUAUAAAGUUAAGUGAUUUUGCACUGUCAUGUGUUGAAGGUGAAGAUGAUAUUUUUGAUCUGGAAGAUGAUGAUACCCAGAUAAGCAGUGAUAAAAGACUUCCUAAACCGUCUCCUUACUACAUGGCUCCUGAAGUCCUCAUGGGGUCCCCACCAAGCAAAGCUAGUGAUUUAUGGUCGUUUGGGUGUCUAUUAUUUGAGCUGUUCACUGGCAAACAGCCUUUUGCUGCAGACACAUUAGAAGAGCUUGCAGAGAAAAUUCUUGGAGAUUGUUGUCCAGACAUAAAUCAAGUCAUUGAUGGGGAAAUAAUUAGUGGUUCUAGUAAUCUUACAAGUCUUAUUAAUAGGCUUCUCAUUAAGGAUCCUCCCCAGAGACUUAAUUGGUCUGACCUGAUUAAGCAUCCAUUUUGGGACAACUCGUUAGAUUACCUUUUAUGUGCUGAAACAGAAGACAACAGAAAGGGGCUGGUGUCAGAGCAAUAUAAUGAAAAUGCUCAGGACAUUAUUACUGAAGCUGCAUUUGAAGAUGUUAUUGAAGAAAAUAGGCCAACUAGUAAAGAAAAUGGUUUAUUUGAGACUGAAUCAGAUACAAGAGGGGUCAAUCAAGGGACUUACACCUUUAAAAGCAAGCCUCAUGAAGUCAACAGAUCAAAACUAGUUAGUUCGGAUGAAAAGAAUGUAAGAAAACCAGGACAAUUCCAUCUUAGCGAGAACUCCGAAGAGCUUAGAAAUGGGAAGCAAUCUAUCCCAAAUAUUCAAACAAAUAAUCAAUCCAAAGCUAUGGUUCUUAAAAACAAUGCUUCUAUUUCCAUUGAGAGACAACACACUGUAGUUUUGAACAAGAAGAUUAAAAAUAGUGGCCAAAAGGAAAGCACAGUUGCAAGUAACAAUGACAAGGACGGGAUAGGAACAUCAACUGCAAUUGCUAAUGAUGAAGAUAAUGCUCCUGCUCCACAGAUUUCGGAUCUUAUUUUUCAUUCCUCCGAUUUUGUCGUUACUCCUAUUAUAGAUAAUAUUAAAAUCAAGAAGAUGUCAAUGCCAAGGUUUGAUCCAAAGGCCUUGUGCUGUCAGGCCCUCAAGCCAGAAGAAGUCCUUCAUCUAUCUGAUGAAGAUGUCUCAGAACACUUGAAGUCAAUAGACAACUUAUUCUCACCAAAUCAAAAAACUAGUGGCAAUGCUGCAUUUGUUCAGCGCAGUAAGCUCCAUACUGCRGCAUAUCUUGCAAUGUUAUGUCGCCAUGGGGAUAUUGCUAAUAUAAUUUUUGAGUCUAAUUUGGUAUCUUCCAUGUUAUAUCAAGUCAAGAAUGGAUUUUCUGUUGAUCUCAAAGCAAGAAUUGGCUAUUGUCUCGGCUUGCUUGCUGGUUGUGCUACCUUGAUCUCAGAGGAUUUCAACAUGACAGAGGUAUUCACAGUCUUGACAGAAGUCAUCAGAGAUAAUUUCCGUAACACCCAGCUCAAGCAGCAUCUGGUCCCUGCGCUGGGGGAGUUUCUGUUUUAUGCGUCGACACAAGAAGAGACUGAAAACAGACAAAUUGCAAAAUGGGAUGUUCCAGCCAUUACUUUUGUUAUCAUAACAAGAUGCUUGCAUGACGGAGAAGACAUCUACGUGCAGCACUUCGCAGCAAAGACUAUAGAUAAUGUUGCAUCUACCCAUGGAAGGCACUGUGCAAGGUUCGCAUCCAAUGAUACUUCACAGCUAUUAUGGAAGCUGUUCACUCACUGCACCGUCGAUAACCAGAAAGUAACUGCUAUUUCUGCCCUGUGUCGCCUUUCUUGUCAUUCAGUUGGUGUCUUUCAGUACGUAGUGGAAAAAGCAGGCUCGAAAGCCGUACAAGAUGCCUUAUCUAGUGGAAUACCACAAGUACAACAAGCUCUUGUGACUAUGUUUGCAAGCUUGAUUUCAUCGAAACCUCAGUCCAAGCGACUUAUCCAAGAGAAAGAUAUCAUCAGUAAAGUGAUGCGUAUUUUUGACAGCCAUUCUGCUGUUAUACGAGGCAAGGCAUUCCUGCUAAUUGUAUCACUAGUACAGUGCAAUCAAGAAGCUUUAUUAAUGUGCUGCCAAGCUCGACUUGUCAUGCACAUCGAAAAAGAUCAAAAACGGGGAACUCCGAUGAAAGGUGAAGUGCCUGAGACACUUCAGUAUCUCAUGCAUUGUCUUCAAAAAUGUGUAGAAUGUUUAGUGGAAGGGGCGCUAAACAUCCUGGAAAACGUCCUGUCCUCGCUACAUUCCGUGGAGGGCCGGCGACACCCGUCAGCAGCUCACACAAAACAGCUGCGCUUACAUCUACCAAACCUACCCGUCAUCUUACAUCUGAUAACAAGCCAUGCAUUCAGGUCUCUUAUUGUCACCGAUGGCUUUUUAGUUGACAUUGGACUUCUUCUUACUCAUGUUAUGUCCAUCGACUGUGGUAACACAAGCCUUGGGACAGCUGCUGGUCCAAGUGCAGAGGAAGACCUCACAUAUGUGGUUCUUUCUAUAGUAGAAUGCAUUACGCAACAUCCACCUCUUCUCCUGGAGUUUGCCAGUUCCGUAUCGGUGAAUAUUUUACCAAUAUUGGUGGCGUUGGUGAGCAGUGCCAACGGUAACACAAGAGCGCUGUCUUUUAGGCUGUUUGCUGAAGUAGCCUCGCUGUAUUUGGAUAAUCAGAAUGUGUACAACUCUGCCAGCAAUGCAGAGAGUGUUGUUGCCAGUACAAACAAACUCAAUGAGGUCAUAAGGAAUAAUCUCCUACCUCAGUACCACACUAUUCUACAAGACCAAAACCCUUUACCCGCCUAUGGCCUCAAGCUGCUGUCCUCACUACAAGACCAUUGUCCAGACAUUCUCCAGGACUUCCUGGACCAGGACCUCGUGCUGUCCCUACUCCACAUCACCAACUCCCAGACUAAUGCUGGUAACAUCACCAUGACUACAGCUAUUGUCAAUCUGUUGAGUCACGUGUUGAUGACCAAAGACGUUGACAUGGCGAUUCUCUAUCAUCAAGGAUUGGUUGAUUGUGUCAAGACUCUGUUCAUUGAGGUGACCACAACUUUGGACACGGACGAGAAUUUUGAUAGUGAAGAUGUAUCGGCAAUGCUCAUGCCUUUGCUGGAUAUACUUAGUAUCAUUCUGAAAUAUGUUUCCAAAGAGGUGCGGCAUGCCCUUCUUGAAAAGACUAAAGGAGAAGCGACACAAGCAGCUGAAGCACUGCUUAUAGACACUAAACCUCUCGCAGACGUGACGGGGAUGUUAAUCAGUUUACUAGGGAACCAAGAUGAUAAGUUACAAGAAAAAGCGCUUAAGAAUCUUUACCUUAUGGCUGAAUUAUUUGGCGGGCUUUACGCAGACGCCAUGAGUGAAGUUAAUGUUCAACAUUUUGCCACGGCUUUGCAAAUAGCUGAUGAAAAUCAAAAAAAGCAGCUGUUGAGAAUCAUCAAGAGGAUGGUCUCAUCUAAUGCCAUUCACUCCAGGUCCAUACUCGCUCAUGGACAGCCACUGAUUGAUGUGUUUAGUAAACUAGAGGCAGCCCCCAAGGCUGCGGCCCUGCAGACUCUUGCUAAGGAAAUCCUACAGAAGAUUGGUGUUACAAGCUAGGGGCAAACCCCAAGGAUGUGGCCCUGCAGACUCUUGCUAAGGAAAUCCUACAAAAGAUUGGUGUUACAAGCUAGGGCAAGCCCCAAGGAUGUGGCCCUGCAGACUUUUGCUAAGGAAAUCCUA